Cyclocybe aegerita is the source of this 1338-nucleotide messenger RNA. NCBI's taxonomy places the organism in Eukaryota, Fungi, Basidiomycota, Agaricomycetes, Agaricales, Hemipholiotaceae. The record is from the annotation of a GenBank genome assembly.
AUGAACGACUUCGGGGUCCAAUUUCAGCCUGUUCCAAGGGAGAGCCCUAUUCCCCGGAAUGUAGUUGGCUUAAUCGGCGGCUACUAUGGAGAAAACCCGACCUUCGUCCUUUCUUUGAAUGGGGUCGAAAUGGUCAUACAAGCGCCCACAGAUCCAGUCGGGAUUCCGAGUGUUAGCGAAUUCGACAGCGAUCAUCCUUUCUACGAGUGGCUCGUCACGGAGCGCUCCAAGAAGAUUUAUGCUCACUAUCUAGAGAUUGUCCAAGCCCUAUUGGGCAGUUUCAAGUUCGGUGAAACGAAUUGGGCGUAUCUCGUUCAUAGCGGGAAGGGUGGAGUUGGAGGCUAUGAAAUAGUUACAAAGCCACGAAGGCUCCCGAAAGUCACUUGUCCCCCAUGGGCUCCUCUGAUCCACGAGAAUGAGGUCGAAUUUACGGUAUACGGUGUGGCCGGAGAUAGAAGAGGAAUAUGGAAGGGCAAAGAGGUCGAUGUAACUUACGGAUGGAACGAAGAUUGGGUCGAACGUCUCGACACGGCGAUGCAGGGGCACAAGUUCUUGGAGGGGAUGGAUCUCACCUUCGAGGUAUAUGGACACCUCAUCAAUUCCGAGGGAACGAUAAUUGGCAUCGUGACGGAAGCUGGCUGGGGACGCAUGGCGACACUCGGGGAUCGGGCACGAAUAUAUCAAGCUAUUUCCCGAGUACAGCGCCGAGGAGCGCUCUACCGGGCGUGCCUUACAAACCGCUUCAUGAUCGCCAACGGCAAAGUCAGAUUGCUAGACCCGUCUGCUAUCGAGGUAUUUCCUCCAGGCCAACGGAACGAGUUGGAGAGGCUGGCGGAGUACUGGCAUUGGGACGAGCUCGACCGCCUAUUCCACGAAAUACAGACAAUCGGGCCGUUUGGCGACUAUCGUGCGCCGUUUGCACGAUUUACAGCUUCAUACAAGGACCUGGAGUGCCUGCCCGUUCCUCCGUGCCCCGAAAGACCUCUUGGCGGGAUCAUGCUCUAUCCCAACUUUUUCAAAUCAUUUUAUGUGGAACCGUGGCCUGAAUACAGGCAGCAGGAAUCAGAAGGUUCGGAGGGAGCAGUGAUAAAGACGAGUCGGACUCGGUCAAGGGAGCCGCUCUAUAUCGAUCACGACUUGCUUAUCCAGGCCUCCUGGGCAGAAGAUGAAGAUAGACCUGUCAGCUGCGCACGGAUUCAGUCGCGAACUCGCCACAGAAUUGCCUUCCAUCCCUAUCGCCAGCGACAGAAACGUGACGAUUUCAUUGCAGGAUCAGAUACGACUAGCGUUUCUUCGUUCGAGGAACGGCCUCCUCGUUAUGCCAUAAAUUUAAUCUAG